This is a messenger RNA of Drosophila subpulchrella, 982 nucleotides long. It is a transcript of the gene Su(var)205, whose product is annotated as heterochromatin protein 1. The record is from RefSeq and is a predicted model, not a curated record. Gene Ontology annotation, cellular component: pericentric heterochromatin; nucleus. Gene Ontology annotation, biological process: negative regulation of transcription by RNA polymerase II; chromatin organization. Bases 182 to 802 code for a protein of 206 amino acids. Gene Ontology annotation, molecular function: chromatin binding. Lineage: Eukaryota; Metazoa; Arthropoda; Insecta; Diptera; Drosophilidae. The transcript is spliced from 5 exons.
CUUCCGCACACUGGAGGACCGGCGUCACUUUAGAACGCGCAUUUUUUUUGCAGACUUAUCAUUUUGUAGAAAAUUCUCCUAGCGUCAGCACCCUGACUGCUACUAUAAUAUUAAGCCGCUAAAGAGUCCAAGUUUCCUUUUCUUUAUAUCAACUCGCUAGUGUUUUUAAAUUACAAACAAAAUGGGCAAGAAAUCCGACAAUCCUGAGAGCUCCGGCAAGGGUUCCGAUGGCGAGGAGGAGGAGGAGUACGCCGUGGAGAAGAUCAUCGACCGGCGGGUGCGCAAGGGCAAGGUGGAGUACUACCUCAAAUGGAAGGGCUACGCCGAAACGGAGAACACCUGGGAGCCGGAGAGCAAUCUCGACUGCCAGGAUCUCAUCCAGCAGUACGAGCUGAGCCGCAAGGACGAGGAGAAGGCAGCCGCUUCCAAGAAGGAUCGUCCCAGCAGCAGUGCCAAGGCCAAGGAGAACACAGGACGCGUCAGCACAUCGGCGUCCUCGGCGAACAAGCGGAAGUCCGAAGAACCAGCAGCACCCGCUGGCAACAAAUCAAAACGUACAACAGACGCGGAUCAGGAUAGCAACGCUUCAGUUACCGGCGCUACCGGAUUCGAUCGAGGCCUGGAGGCAGAGAAGAUCCUCGGAGCCUCCGACAACAACGGCCGCUUGACAUUCCUUAUUCAGUUCAAAGGCGUGGACCAGGCCGAAAUGGUGCCCUCAUCGGUGGCUAAUUUGAAAAUCCCCCAGAUGGUAAUCCACUUUUACGAGGAGCGUCUGUCCUGGUACUCGGAUAAUGAGGAUUAAAUAUUACGACCUUCCUAGAAUUAUGUCUGGCCUCCACGCAGGCGUUUUGAAAACCCCCCUCACAACUCAUGAAGCUUCGGACCACAUUUAUAUUACUGUCCAGCAUCAAUGUUUGUAUUUAUGAUUAACAUUUUCAACGAAUAAACAAAACCUAUGUUCAGCUGGAGCCUAUUCAAGUAA